AUGAGCUCGAAAGAAAGCUGCAGAAGCGAACUUCGCAUCGCAAUUCGACAACUCAGCGAUCGCUGUCUCUAUUCCGCUACCAAAUGGGCUUCGGAACAAUUGGUAGGGAUCGAGCAAGAUCCAUCCAAGUUCACUCCUUCCUAUACCAGGUUUCAGCGUGGAAGCUCAAGUAUUCGCCGCAAGUUCAGAACUCAUGAGGUCACCGCUACGCCCCCUGCCGGUGUUUCCUAUGUUGUUACGCCUGUUAUGGAAGAGGAUGCGCUUGUUGACACUGAUUUUUACCUUUUGGCUAAAUCUUACUUCGAUUGCCGUGAGUAUAAGAGAGCUGCUCAUGUUCUUCGGGAUCAAAUUGGACGCAAAUCCCUUUUCUUGCGAUGCUAUGCUCUCUAUCUGGCGGGAGAAAAGCGAAAAGAGGAAGAGAUGAUAGAACUAGAGGGACCUCUGGGUAAGAGUAAUGCCGGGAAUCAGGAAUUAGUUUCUUUAGAGAAGGAGUUAUCUACACUUCGCAAGAAUGGCACAAUUGAUCCCUUUUGUUUAUACUUAUAUGGUAUUAUACUGAAACAGAAAGGCAAUGAAAAUUUGGCACGGACAGUUCUUGUGGAAUCUGUAUAUAGCUACCCUUGGAACUGGAAUGCCUGGACUGAGCUGCAAUCCUUAUGCAAUUCAGUUGAUACCUUGAACAGUCUUACUCUUAGUAGUCAUUGGAUGAAGGAAUUUUUUCUUGCCGGUGUAUACCAAGAGUUAAGGAUGCAUAGUGAGUCUAUGUUAAAAUAUGAAUACCUACUUGGAACUUUUAGUUUUAGUAAUUACAUCCAAGCCCAAAUUGCUAAAGUCCAGUACAGUUUGAAAGAAUUUGAUCAAGUUGAAGCUAUAUUUGAAGAACUGCAGAGGAAUGAUCCUUACAGAGUGGAAGACAUGGAUAUGUACUCCAAUGUGCUAUAUUCUAAGGAAUGCUUUUCUGCUUUGAGUUACCUUGCCCAUAGAGUAUUCCUGACUGAUAAAUAUAGACCUGAAUCUUGUUGUAUUAUUGGAAAUUAUUACAGUUUAAAGGGGCAACAUGAAAAAGCAGUUGUAUAUUUUAAGAGAGCCCUUAAACUGAACAAAAAUUAUCUCUCUGCUUGGACACUUAUGGGUCAUGAAUUUGUAGAGAUGAAAAAUACUCCUGCUGCUGUGGAUGCCUAUCGUCGGGCUGUUGAUGGAUUUGUCAAUCAACAUCGGAUCCCGAAUAAUUCUGGCACAAUGUCGGAUGAGCAAUCUCUAGGGAAGGAAGAACCUGAGCUGAUUAAAAAUCUCCGUGCGGCAAUGAUCUCUCUUCAGAACCUUCUGACUAGCAAUCCAAACUUAGCAUCCAUAUUUUCUAAUAAAAACAAGUUGCUACCUCUUUUUGAAUGUUUUUCGGUGGCCGAAGCAUCAGACAGUAACAUUCUUCAACUUUGCCUUGCAGUGUUGUCACUCUUGACAGCACAUGCUCCCUGCUUGCAAGCCAUGGUUGCAGAUGGAUCUAGUCUUCUGCUUUUAUUGCAAAUGCUUCACUCAGCUCCCAGUUGUCGUGAAGGGUCUCUCCAUGUUCUCUAUGCAUUGGCAACCACACCAGAACUGGCCUGGGCAGCUGCUAAGCACGGCGGGGUUUCUUUACAUUCUUGA
Lathyrus sativus (Indian pea) is the source of this 1644-nucleotide messenger RNA. The record is from the annotation of a GenBank genome assembly. NCBI's taxonomy places the organism in Eukaryota, Viridiplantae, Streptophyta, Magnoliopsida, Fabales, Fabaceae.